This is a messenger RNA of Hibiscus syriacus, 2540 nucleotides long. RefSeq names its product DEAD-box ATP-dependent RNA helicase 46-like. Gene Ontology annotation, molecular function: ATP binding; RNA helicase activity; RNA binding. The coding region runs from base 148 to 2391 and encodes 747 amino acids. Gene Ontology annotation, cellular component: nucleus; cytoplasm; ribonucleoprotein complex. Lineage: Eukaryota; Viridiplantae; Streptophyta; Magnoliopsida; Malvales; Malvaceae. The transcript is spliced from 9 exons. The record is from RefSeq and is a predicted model, not a curated record.
CUCUCUCUAUCCUCAGAAGACAUAGCGAGGAGAAAGAGAGAGAAAACCCUAAAAACAGUAAUUUCUUUUAUUUCUAUUCGAAAUCGAUUACCGCUUUAUAUUCCUCGAGCCGAUACCUUCAGAUUUUUGUUGGUGCCAUUUCUUUCAAUGGCUGCUAUAGAUGCUGCCUCUUCUGCUGCUCCAAGAUUUGCUCCACCAGACCCCACUCUUCCCGAACCAUGGAAAGGUUUGGUUGAUGGUAAAACUGGUUAUCUCUACUUUUGGAAUCCAGUAACCAAUGUUACCCAAUAUGAAAGGCCUACAAGCGUAGAAUCUGUUCCAAAGUCUUCUUCUGUGCCUAUAAAUUCUCAAAUUCAAGUUCAGCAAUCUUCUGACGGACAUAAUGGACAUAAUCCUGACAAGGAAAAUGAUCGACAUGGAAGAGGCAGCAACGAUGUAUCAAAACUUGAGCCAGUAUCACGUUAUAAUCAGAAUGCAGGUGGUGGACCUGUUCAUUCCCAUAAUACACCUAAUGGGACUUAUGGCUCUGUGAUUGGAGGAUUUGCUAGGGGAAAUGGAUUGAUGGCUGGGGGAAGUAAUUUGUCUGGUGAUGCUUAUCGCCAUCAGCAUGAGAUAACUGUAACUGGAGAUGAAGUGCCCCUGCCCUUGUCUUCAUUUGAAGCAACUGGCUUUCCUUCUGAGAUACUUAGAGAGGUAUACAAUGCUGGGUUUUCUGCUCCGACACCAAUUCAGGCUCAGUCGUGGCCAAUUGCGUUGCAAGGUAGAGACAUAGUGGCCAUUGCUAAAACAGGUUCCGGGAAAACUUUGGGUUACCUAAUUCCUGGAUUUAUGCAUCUCAAGCGGUGCGGUAAAGAUCCUCGAAUGGGUCCUACCGUGUUAGUGUUGUCACCUACAAGGGAGUUGGCUACUCAAAUACAAGAUGAAGCUCUCAAGUUUGGGAAGUCCUCAAGAAUUAGUUGCACGUGUUUGUAUGGAGGAGCACCGAAGGGUCCUCAAUUGAGAGAUAUUGAGAGAGGAGUAGAUAUUGUCGUUGCCACUCCUGGCCGGUUAAAUGAUAUUCUAGAGAUGAGGAGAAUCAGCCUUCAUCAAGUUUCUUAUCUUGUGUUAGAUGAGGCUGAUCGCAUGUUGGACAUGGGUUUUGAACCUCAAAUUCGGAGGAUUGUGAAAGAGGUCCCUACUUGCAGGCAGACUCUGAUGUACACAGCAACAUGGCCAAAGGAAGUCCGAAAAAUUGCAGCAGAUCUACUGGUAAACCCUGUUCAGGUCAACAUUGGCAGUAUCGAUGAACUUGUGGCAAACAAGUCUAUUACGCAGUAUGUUGAAGUAUUAUCGCCGAUGGAGAAACACAGAAGAUUGGAGCUGAUACUGCGUUCCCAAGAACCAGGAUCGAAAAUUAUUGUUUUUUGUUCAACUAAGAAGAUGUGUGAUCAACUGGCUCGCAACCUCAGUCGACAUUUUGGAGCUGCUGCUAUACAUGGAGACAAAUCUCAGGCUGACAGGGAUUAUGUGCUGAAUCAGUUUCGAACCGGGAGGUCACCAGUUCUUGUCGCUACUGAUGUUGCUGCUCGGGGAUUGGAUAUUAAAGAUAUCAAGGUGGUAAUCAACUAUGACUUCCCUACUGGAGUUGAAGAUUAUGUUCAUAGGAUUGGAAGGACCGGAAGGGCAGGUGCAACUGGAUUGGCAUAUACGUUCUUUACUGAUCAGGAUUCGAAGCAUGCAUCAGAUCUCAUCAAAGUUUUAGAAGGAGCAAACCAGGGGGUGCCUGCGGAACUUCGUGAUAUGGCUUCACGUGGUGGAGGAAUGGGAAGGCCUAGGCGUUGGGCUCCCAGCUCUGGUGGCUUUAAUGGGGGACGUGGUGGACGUACUGAUUUGGGGUUUGGUGGCAGGGACGGUGGAAGGGGUGUUCAUGGAAUUUCUACCUCAUCUUCUAGCUGGCAUGAUAGAAGUGGAGGACGUGGUUAUGAUCACGAGUCUCGUGAUAGGUAUACUCGUGGCUUCCAUGAUAGUUACGAUAAGGGACAUAGUCACAGUCGAAGUCCUGCUGGCUGGGGUGAUCGCCAAAAAAAUAUUGGCCUUGACCGCAGCCGGAGUCGUAGUGCUGACAGGUAUGGUAAUGGUCAUGGACGUUCCCCACCUCGGAGUUUCCAUGAGGUGAUGGUAAAACGUGAUAUAUCAUCCCCACUGCAACAUCGUGUGCCCCCUAAAAAUAAUGAAAAUUCAUGGGAGCCGAGGCAUUUUAUGGAUCCACAGAAACCUUCUCGCGAGAGGGACAAUUCUGGAAGAUCGUAUGGUGAUUCUCAGCACAAGCAGGCAAGAUCGGGAUUUACGAAUGGGCCUCGAAUAGGUUCUGGUGAUGCAGAGGAAGGCACGAUACCUCCCAAUGAUCAUUGAUCUCGUUAACCCCCAAGUUGAGGCAGUUGGUGUUUAUAUCGCUGCCUUUAUUUCAGGUCUUAUUAUAUGUAGAGCCCAAGUUGGGCAUCGGCAAAGGCUUAAAAGCUCCACAAGUUGACAUUUAAAGUGGAAUUAUUUGUUGAUUUACA